Molecule: messenger RNA, 5317 nt
Organism: Hyla sarda
Lineage: Eukaryota; Metazoa; Chordata; Amphibia; Anura; Hylidae
Product: zinc finger protein Xfin-like
Exons: 4
Coding region: 1398-5231 (1277 amino acids)
Biological process (GO): regulation of transcription by RNA polymerase II
Cellular component (GO): nucleus
Molecular function (GO): DNA-binding transcription activator activity, RNA polymerase II-specific; RNA polymerase II cis-regulatory region sequence-specific DNA binding
Source: RefSeq, a predicted model, not a curated record
GGAGUUGUAGUUUCACAACGGCUGGAGGCACCCUGGUUGUGUCAGAGUUUGUUGUGUCCAGAUGGAUUCAUUAUCUUCCAUGACUGGAUCCAUUGUUCGUCCUCCAGCUGCGAGAGUCUUCACGAAUCUCCUGUCGCCUGCGAUCUGUUUUCGUUAUUCUGAAGGUAUUUGUGUCUUUACGAUACUUCGAUGACCUCACGGUCAAAACACCGACCGAGCUGGAAAGUCUCCGGAUCAGUCUACGCACUUUGUCCGGCUGAUCUUUCGAAGGCCACCACCAUGUUCCAGAACAAUACAUUUGUGGGCGUUCGGGCUGACGGUUUCCUCCAUUGCGCCAAUUCCCUCAAAUUCCACAUUUUCCUUCAAUGACCCAUUCUGGCAAAAUGGAAGCGGGGGAACCGGACCAUCCCUCUUCCUCCGUCAGCUUUGUCCAUUAGUGUUGGCUCCUUCUAUCCGACCCUUACUUCACGUCUCUGUCUGGGAAACGCAGGGUUUUCAGAGACUGGAGCAGCUCCCGGCACAGAACGCUGCAGCGCCCCCACAGGGGAGAUCAGGUAUUACAAGGUUUUUUAUAGAUGAUAUGGGCUGUCCAUGUAACACUGGAUGUGCAGGGUCCUCCACAGUGGGGGGCGCUCUUGUAGCUCUUCUGCAUCCCCUAAGCAAUUGCCUAGUUAACCCCUUAUAUUGUUAUAUAUGUGAUAACCGACGAUAUCUAUGGUAACGGUGAUUAUUGGAUGUGGACGGGCGACAUUGAUUAUGUUCAUUUUUGUAUAAUGUAAUUAGUCUAUGGCGGUGAUCCCCAACCUGUGGCUCUCCAGCUGUUUGUAAUAAUAGUUUUGCAACAGCCGAAGAGCCACAGGUUGCAUUACAAAGAAAAAUCCAGUACCCGUAAGGAAAAGUCUGUAGCUUAGCUGCCCCCCUAUAUGAGGAGAUUCCGAUGGUACAGUCCAUCCCAACGCUUCACUGUGUAUGAGGAGGGGGACUGGACCGGUUCAUAUGACACGGCACCAAGGGGAGUUACUACACUUCAGCGUUCCUGAGGCAGGAUGCCUACGGCGAACUGCAUUGUGGGUCGUGUAGUGUGCGGAGUGCGGGCGGAAGCGAGGCUGAGAGCAACCAGAACUCCAUCUCCCAGCAUGCCGCGCUCAGUGCUCCGGUAAUGGGCUUCCCCCUACCGGUUUACGCUUCCUUUGUCUUUUUUGCCCGGCGCCGCGGCUCAUCCUCCUCGGAGGCGUCAUGGCGACCGGGAACUCCUCACAGGUACCGAGCGCCUGACGUUGUGGUGUGAAUGGAGCCAGAGUCAUGCUUCGCCCACAUUUGGUGAUGUCGCCGUCUGUUUCCCUUGGAGCGAGUGGAGGCGCCUGAGCCCGUCCCAGAGGGAUCUCUAUAAGUCGGCCAUGGCAGAGAACGAUGAGUCGGCCUUCUCCUUAGAUUAUGAGGAACAAGGUCCAGAGAUUGUGUUAAAAAUUGAAGAUGAGGAACCUUUGUCUGUAGCUUCUCCUGGAGAUGAGAUCCAAGUGGAGACCCUGAAGAUAGAAGAUGGAGAAACCCGCCAGGUUCAGAGGAUCGGUGAAGAUCUACAGGAGGAUUGCCCCGAUCCCGUCCACCUCAUAGAAGUAGAACCGGAGCACCAGAUCCGGUUACCUGACCGUACAGAAACAUCUGAGGAGAAGACUCACAUCUGCAGCCGCUGCGGUAAAGGCUUCAGCUGCUACGAGGCCGUGGAGGAACACCGGGAAUUAUGCGAAGAACAUCACCAAGAUGUCACCAGACGCCUAAGGGCCCGACAGGAGCAGAGAACGCUGCGCUGCCCCCAGUGUAAUAAGAGCUUUGCCGCGCGUUCCGCUCUCCGUAAACACCAGAAGACACAUUCUGGGGAGAAACCCUAUAAGUGCUCUGACUGUCCCAAGACCUUCAGCCAGAGGUCUUCUUUAACAAAGCACCGAAGAAGUCACACCGGGGAGAGGCCUUAUUCCUGCUUGGUCUGCUCGAAGGGUUUUAUCCAGAAUUCGGACUUGGUAAAACACCUGCGCAUCCACACGGGGGAGAGGCCGUAUCAGUGCUCCACCUGCCACAAGAGCUUCGCAGAAAGUUCUGCCCUGAUAAAACACAAGAGAACGCACGUUACGGAUCGUCCUCAGAGCCAAAAGAAACAGGCGGAGACGCCGGCGGGGUCAGCGGGCAAAACCCGUGGUGCAGGGAGUGGAGCGGCCGAGACGGUGUACAAAUGUGCGGAGUGCGGGAAGACGUGCAGGCAGUGGACCUCGUUCGUCAGACAUCAAAUGAUGCACUCCAGCGAGAGGCCCCAUAAGUGCGCCCAGUGCGACAAGAGCUUCAUCCAGAAGUCCGACCUGGCCAAGCACCUGAGGACUCACUCUGGGGACCGGCCGCACCGCUGCACACUGUGCAAUAAAGGCUUCAUCCAGAAGUCCGACUUGGUCAAACAUCACCGGACGCACACCGGGGAGAGGCCGUACCCCUGCGCCCACUGUCAGAAAACAUUUGCCGAAAGAUCUGCCUUAGCCAAACACCUGAGGACGCACACGGGGGAGAAACCCUACAGGUGCACAGCCUGCGGGAGGAGCUUUACUCAAAAGUCUUAUCUCAUACUGCACCAAAGAAUCCACUCUGGAGAACGUCCCUACAGCUGCCCUCAGUGUGAACAGAUGUUUAUACAGAAGUCAGAUCUGGUGAAGCAUCAAGUAGUCCACCGGGGGCAGCAGGGUUCAUCUACCGGCCCUCCAGAAGAAGGUGGGGACCUCCAGAAACACAACCAGUCACACAAUGGACACAGUCUCCUCCGAUGCACCGAGUGCGACAAGGACUUUACUGUGAAGUCAGAUCUGAUGAAACAUGUCAGGACCCACCACAGAGAGAAGCCCAACCACUGCGCCCUGUGCCCCAAGAGCUUCAGCCAGAAGUCUGACCUCCUCAAACAUUGUAGGACCCACACAGGAGAGCGGCCGUACACCUGUCAGGAUUGUAACAAGACCUUCGCCGAGAAAUCGGCUCUAAUGAAGCACGGCCGAAUUCACACGGGAGAGAAGCCACACAAAUGUGGUGUGUGUGAGAAAGCGUUCAUCCAGAGGUCGGCCCUGACCAAGCACAUGAGGAGUCACACGGGAGAGAGGCCGUACGCCUGUGCUCAGUGCGGGAAAAGCUUCAUCCAGAACUCAGACUUAGUCAAACACCAAAGAAUCCACACCGGAGAGAAACCCUAUCACUGCACCGAAUGUAACAAGAGCUUCACCGAAGGGUCUUCUCUGGUGAAACAUCGGAGAACUCACACAGGAAAGAGACCCUAUAAGUGUCAGCACUGUGACAAGACCUUCACACAAAGCUCCGACCUGAUCAAACAUGGUUUGGUUCACAUUGUAGACGAACCACCGACCGCCACCGCUUUUAACGAGAUCGUCAUUGUAGACCCGGAGGAUCUGAAGAGUGAGACAGUGGAGGAGGGGUCCCCAUAUCGAUGCGGAGAAUGCACCAGUGUGUUCCUUAGCCGGCCCGCUUUUAGGAAGCACCUGAGAAAGCACCAUAUGGAAAAAUGCUACCCCUGCAGUGUGUGUCCCCGGAGCUUCAUCCAGACCUCUGACUUAGUGAAACAUAUGCGAACCCAUACAGGAGAACGGCCAUUUCAUUGCACACAGUGUGGAAAAGGCUUCAUUCAGAAUUCGGAUCUGGUGAAACACCAAAGAACCCACACGGGGGAGCGUCCGUUCAGAUGUGACGUGUGUGACCGAGGCUUCGUCCAGAAAUCUGCACUGAAUAAACACAUGAGGACCCACACGGGAGAGAAGCCCUACAGCUGUGAGCACUGCGGGAAGAGUUUUAUCCAGAACUCAGAUCUGGUAAAGCAUCAGAGGAUUCACACGGGUGAGAAGCCAUACCAGUGCCCAGAAUGUGCCAAGUCCUUCACCGAGGGCUCGUCCCUGAUCAAGCACCGCCGGAUCCACAGUAGACUGCAGCCCUACUCUUGCAAACAGUGCGGAAAAAGCUUCAGCCAGAGCUCCAACCUCCUGAAACACAUAAGGAGGCACAAUGAGGAGAAACCGAGCCUGGCUGACGCUGUUCAGGAAUGUGCAGUAGUCAUCACCUCAGAUGACCUCAACCAUGUGAACGAGGAAAAAAAUCACAAAAGUGGAAGGAUCUAUUCUUGUGGUGUCUGCGGAAACAGCUUCUCCCACAAGUCGGUGCUCGUGAAACAUUUACGUAUCCACACGGGAGAGCGGCCAUACAAGUGUAACCUGUGCAUCCGUAGCUUCAUCCAAAAAUCCGAUCUGGUGAAGCAUUACCGUACACACACCGGAGAGAGGCCGUACCGCUGCCAGGAAUGUGGCAGGGACUUUGUUGAACAGUCAGCUUUGUCUAAACACCAGAGAACGCACCGCAGAACCCUCCAACCCACAGAAGAGGACAACAACGUGUCCCAGGGUUCGGUAGAACCAGAGCACCAAAUCACCUAUUGGGGGGAAUCGGAGGACAACCCUGGGAGUUUGAUACCAAAGUUCCACGUCAUUAAACAAGAAGAUCAUCUCCGGGUCAUUCGGCCAUCAGGAGGUUCUAAAAGUUUCUCCACUUUGCUUAAACACAGGAGAAAGAUGACGAAGACGCCGUCCUACUCCUGUCCAGAGUGCGGGAAGACCUUCAGCCACCGCACCGUGUUCUUAUCCCACCGGAGAACUCACGCAGAACAGACCCAUACCUGCAAUGUUUGUGGCAAACAAGUCAGUCAAAGAUCAGCCCUGGUGAAACACAUGAGGCGACACACCGGUGAGAAACCCUACGCCUGUCCCACGUGUGCAAAAUCUUUUAUUCAGAACUCAGACCUGGUGAAACACGUAAGAAUCCACACAGGAGAGAAACCGUACAAGUGCGACCUCUGUGACAAGUGCUUCAUCGACCGAUCGGCGACGGUGAAACAUAUGAGGACUCACACCGGGGAGAGGCCCUACCAGUGCCAGGAGUGCCAGCGGGGAUUCGUGCAAAAGUCCGACCUGGUAAAGCAUAUGAGAAUUCACACAGGAGAGAAGCCCUAUCCGUGCUCCUCGUGUGACAAGAAGUUCAGCUCCCGCGCCGCCUCGUUCAGACACCAGCGGAUGUGCGCCGGAGAAACAUCCUACCAGGACCCCGAUCUCUUUUACCCCACCUGGGAGGAGCAGCCUUCUCCUGAUCCCUUCCAAAGAGAAGCUUCUAGAUCAGUGAUGAGGGCGUCCGAAGUGGUCAUGUGACCCCAGACUCGGUGACUGACAUGUGAAUAAUAAACCUAAGCUGUAAAUGUUGUAGAUUCCGCCUAUAAAAUAAAGGUUGAUUUAAA